ACGAGCGAGCGAACGAUCGGCCCGAAGACCUACCGUCUGACUGAUCCAAGCAGCAGCCCUCUCACGGGAAACACUCCUACAAACGAUCGCACACUUACACACAAACAGAUUAUAGGAAGCACGGCAAAAGUUUCGUUUUCACCAGUCGGGUGUUGGAUGCUGCGGCAAGUGACCGACCGACCGAUCUAUCGAGCUAUCGAGUUGACAAAAUUGCAAGAUGUCACAUUGGGUCGUGCAGGAUGAAUGGUACCAUGGAAGCCGGCUCCUGCAACCCCUCGCUGAUGCGGCCGGAGUGCAGGUGGACAAGCUCAAUUACGUAGUGGCGGGUUUCUCUUGUAUCCUCAUCGGUAGCAUCUACAGGACAGCUCUCCAUCCGAGUAAAGUGACGCCACUCGCGAGGAAACUCUUCACGUUUCUUGUUGGAGUCCUGGUUCUCUAUUUUUGUUUCGGGGGUGAUGUGAUACACUUGUUUGUGCAAACGACGGUCGCUUACUUACUGAUAGUUUUCUGUCCGAUCGAGCCUCUGCCGAGAUUUUCGCUCUACUUCUGUUUGGGAUACCAGAGUAUCCUACACGGAUAUCGCAUGUACUACGACUACCAAGGAUACACGCUUGACAUCACCGGUGCACUCAUGAUGCUGACCCAGAGGCUCACCAGCCUAGCGUUCAGCUUCCGGGACGGAGUCUUGUCGCAGAACUGCAAACCCUACAUGCUCAAAGACGCGAUUAAAAAACGACCCGACGUCUUCACGUAUUUCACUUACGCUUUCGACUUCCAUAUGGUGCUCUGUGGUCCCCUGAUCCCUUUCAAAGAGGUCGAAGCGGUUACCUACGGAACGAUUUUCGACGAACGCAAGGCUGCUUUCAACAAAAACGCUGCCAGCGGUGGCAGCAACGGCAGCGGCAUCGCUGAUAGCGCUCAUUCGGGUGCCAAGAACAGGGAAGCUCUUGAAGAACCCGAUCCGACGCCCUACGUAUUCAAACGCACAAUUUAUUCGGUGCUCAGCAUUUUGGUUGUCGUCUUCGUCGUUCCCCUAUUCCCCAUAGAGUUCCUUUUCUCCGAGGAAUUCAAAGCUCUGGCCCUGCCCACGAAAGUCUUCUGGUUCUUCGUCUACACCGCUCUGACGAGACAGCAGUACUACCUGAUCUGGAAAAUGGCGGAAGCCAUCUGUAACUCGUCGCACUUCGGAUACAGAUACGUUAACGGCGCCGACGAUUGGAGUGGUUGUACGAACAUCAGGAUCUGGGAUGUCGAGACAGCGCUUUCUCAGAGAGACGGUCUAGCCGCGUGGAACACCUCGACCCAGCGAUGGCUCCGGAGUAUUUGUUACGAUCGGGUGGAAACGAGCAAAACCCUCAUGACGUUCUUCCUGUCGGCCGCCUGGCACGGCUUCUACCCUGGAUACUACCUGACUUUCAUGACGUUGGCCGUACAAACGCUCGCGGCGCGAAAUGUGCGACGUUACGUGCGACCCCACUUCCAGGGUUCGACGCGAAUGAAGAAGCUCUAUGACGCGAUGACGUUUUUGACUACCGUGUGGGGAUUCGCCUACGCCACUCUCCCAUUCAUUUUGUUAAGCUUCAGUAAAGCUUUCACCAUGUGGAGCCACGUUUACUUCUACGGACACGUGUUCAGCGCGUUCUGCAUUUUCGCACUACCGAGGAUUCUUCCGAAACCCGCGGCUGAGACGAGCUCCGAGUCGCUCAGCACGUCAAGCAAAGUCUCCAAAACGGUGAAGCAGGGCUGAAAGUGCUCCGUUUCUGCGAAGUCUGCAGACCCAUGAGUCUAGGAUCGAAGCUUGUGAUCCAGAGACCGAGGGUCGCUCAUCGAGAGGAGCUCCGGCUCGCGCACUAGAAUUUAUCAUCGACACCAUCAUUGUUUAAGGGGAAUUCUCCCUUGUCUGUGGAGACUCGGGGAUGCUCCUUUCAUCUGCUGACAUAUCAUGGUUGGUUUUUUCUCGACGUGUUUUGACGGUUGCACAGAGUGCCGUGUCGGUAGUCUUGCGUCGCGUAAGACGAAAUGUACACACAGUUCCCUAAAGUAAGGUGGCUCAUUCGUUGUCGAGUCGCAUGAAUUUGGAGAAAUGAAUUUAAGGGCGUUCGGGAGGACGCGUUUUCUCGUGCGGGUACGAGACUGGGGAGAUAUUUGGUGGAAGUUUUUGUUGACGAAUAAAUAGAGUCGAAGCUCU
Galendromus occidentalis (western predatory mite) is the source of this 2188-nucleotide messenger RNA. Its product is annotated as membrane-bound O-acyltransferase domain-containing protein 2. The record is from RefSeq and is a predicted model, not a curated record. Bases 218 to 1747 code for a protein of 509 amino acids. NCBI's taxonomy places the organism in Eukaryota, Metazoa, Arthropoda, Arachnida, Mesostigmata, Phytoseiidae. The transcript has 2 exons. Gene Ontology annotation, biological process: lipid modification. Gene Ontology annotation, cellular component: membrane. Gene Ontology annotation, molecular function: acyltransferase activity.